This is a messenger RNA of Eremomyces bilateralis CBS 781.70, 370 nucleotides long. RefSeq lists its product as uncharacterized. The record is from RefSeq and is a predicted model, not a curated record. The transcript has a single exon. The coding region runs from base 111 to 356 and encodes 81 amino acids. NCBI's taxonomy places the organism in Eukaryota, Fungi, Ascomycota, Dothideomycetes, Eremomycetales, Eremomycetaceae.
UGAGUGAUGAAUGCUUUGGAAGUGACGGUGAUACUGACGAUGAUCUCUAGUUCUAUCCUAUAAGCUUUGCUAGUCAACUCCCCGGUACCUGCCCCAAGGACCAGACAGUCAUGAAGUGUUUCCUUAUCCUCACUCUUUUGGCUUCUCUGCGCGCCAGCGCCAGUGCUCAACCCGUGCUCGAUAAGAAGGAUGUGGAUUUGGAAGAGGCCAUCAAAGCCUACAACGCGGUUCUGAAUCCCGAAAAGGGCGCAUCACCCCUCGGAGCAUACAAAGACAUUAUCGAUGCCGCCGACGCACGACAGGUGCUUGGAGUGGCAGGUACCCGACUCUACGGGACUGGGCGCGUGCCACCUUAAGAGUGAAGAGGCUC